UAGUCCUAGGAUGCGAGGCCGGGUCUAGUGUGGGUGUGGCAGUGGCACGUGACGCUGCCCUCCGUCCCACCCAUGGUCAGUGUGGGCAGCCGAGCAGGAAGGGAAGGGAAGGAACCACCGUCGCCCCGGGGCGGGCCCGCCGGUAGACCGCGCAUUUACUGCCACCACCCCUUCCCUCCACGCUUUCCCGUUUCCCCUCUUCCAUUGGCGCCGUCCGUGCCUCUACAGGGCCACGGCGAGCGAGCACCACCAACCGGCCUAUGCGCUGCAACGCCGUGGCAGCGCAGCGCGAGCCAACCCACGCGUCCGCGUCGCCCGCUGUCCCCCAGCCCCCACCAAUCCCCGGGCUCCAGGCUCCAGUGUCCAGCCCGCCGAGGCCCCGAGAACCCCACCACUCCCGAUCCAUCCCUCUCACGGCGCAAAAAGCCACCACGAGCGCGAGCGUACGGGACGAGCCGCGACCGCGGGAGAGAGAGAGAGAGAGGAGGAGGAGGAGGAGGAGUCGGCAGGAAGCAACCGCGAGCCUGGCAGCACGCCGGCGCCGAAAAAUUCGGAACUUUUGGCAUCUUCUUUUUGGGAAAGUUUAGUGUUCGCUUGAGCUUCGGUCGAGGCAGGCGCCUGAUCACCACUUCCGGAAGCUUGCGGAUGGAGCCGUACGCCGCGGCGAAGAGCGGUGGCGGGGGAGGCGGCGGCCCCGACCCUGGCGCCGGCCUCGAAGAGUCGAUGGGGAGGCUGGGGCUCGGCGGUGAGGAUGAGGCGUCGGCAAAGCUGCCGGAGCGGCCGGGGGAGGCGGACUGCUCCUACUACCUCCGCACGGGCGCCUGCGGCUACGGGGAGCGCUGCCGCUACAACCAUCCGCACGAUCGCGCCGCUACGGUUAAUGGAGUUGGAAAGACCACAAGUACGGUGGAGUACCCAGAGCGACCGGGGCGGCCACUCUGUGAGUACUAUGUGAAGAAUGGGACUUGUAAGUUUGGCUCCAAUUGCAAGUAUGAUCAUCCCAGAGAAGGUGGUUUUGCACCUGUGGUACUAAAUAGCACUGGAUACCCUCUACGUCUGGGUGAGAAAGAAUGUUCCUAUUACAUAAAAACUGGGCACUGCAAGUUUGGAGCUACAUGUAAAUUCCAUCACCCAGAACUUGGUGUUGUUUCGGAGACACCUAGCAUGUACCCACCAGUGCAACCAUCAACCAUUUCGUCCCCUCAUCCAUAUCCACAUCUUGCCAAUUGGCAAAUGGGGAGGCCUCCUGUUGUGCCUGGGUCAUUUUUACCAGGCUCGUAUCCACCAAUGAUGUUCCCACCUACAGUUAUGCCAAUGCAGGGUUGGAACCCUUAUAUUUCACCAAUGAACCAAGUUACACCAGCUGGCGGACAGCAUACUGUUCAAACAGGGCCACUGUAUGCGCACCAGGGGCCUACCUCUGUAGUCACUUAUGGCAGUCAUUAUGCACCAUUAUAUUCUUCAGCUGGGCCUUCAAGCAGCAACAAACAGGAAUAUGACUUUCCAGAGCGGCCUGGACAGCCUGAAUGUGAGCAUUACAUGAAGACAGGAACCUGUAAAUUUGGAGCAACAUGUAAAUAUCAUCAUCCUCAAUACUUCAGUGCGCCAAAGUCUAACUGCGUGCUGAGCCCUCUAGGUCUUCCACUUCGGCCUGGUUCUCAACCUUGUGCUUUCUUUGCACAUCACGGCUGUUGCAAAUUUGGGCCGACAUGCAAGUUUGAUCACCCGAUGGGUACACUAAGCUAUAGUCCUUCAGCGUCAUCGCUUACUGAUGUGCCAGUCGCUCCGUAUCCUCUCAGUUUCUCUGUUGCCCCUAUGGCUCCAUCUCCAUCAUAUCCUGAUCUGCGGCCGCAGUACACUGUAACCAAGGAGUCCUCAGUGAACCAGCCAGCGGUGCCUGGAACUACAUAUGGACCUGUUAGAUCGAUAUCAAAGGUUUAUGCUCCACACACGCUUAUCCGAUCUCCAGGCCGAUCUCCAACUUCUACAGCUGCCAGCAUGCAAGCAUCGUAACAAGCCAAAGUGGAGAGCUUUACUCCCCCGUCUGUCAUGAAGAUGGAUCUUUGGCGAGCUUCGCAAGACUUUCUGCCAUAGGUGAAAUGAGGUCUUGGAUUUUAUUUUAUUUUUGCUCCAGUUCGACUCCACAGCAGAUCUGUCGUCUCGUACUAUCUCAUAAUCAGUUCACUUACCAGUUACCCCCCAUCAAUUGUGAAUAAGGCUGCAGCUGACAUAGAGAGGGCAUCCUUCCUUUGCCACCUCAAUAAAUGCAAAGAUAGGAAUUGGCAAGCUCAUUCAUUUGCCAUUUUUCUGCUCAUAUCUGAAAUGAGUGAGGGGAGGCAAUUCCAAAAUUUAAAUUAACCGGCUAUCUUCAUUGUAAUAAGAUUCAGAGCUCCGUUAUUACCUCGUAAAUAAUUAUCGGAGCAGGCCACUAGAUACACCGUUACAGGGGACUCUGAUAUCUCAAAGUUAAUGGGUUUUGCAGCUCUUGCCCAAAUGUUCUGUUUAUCAUAUAUAUUCUCUGGUCAUUCGUAUCAAAAAAUUUGAAUCUGUUGUACUC
This is a messenger RNA of Phragmites australis (common reed), 2557 nucleotides long. RefSeq names its product zinc finger CCCH domain-containing protein 5-like. The record is from RefSeq and is a predicted model, not a curated record. The coding region runs from base 73 to 2013 and encodes 646 amino acids. The transcript is spliced from 7 exons. Gene Ontology annotation, molecular function: metal ion binding; mRNA binding. Lineage: Eukaryota; Viridiplantae; Streptophyta; Magnoliopsida; Poales; Poaceae.